AUGUCGGUCAGUGUCCACGAGACCCGCAAGUCGCGGGGCAGCACGGGCUCCAUGAACAUCACGCUCUUCCACAAGGCCUCGCACCCCGACUGUGUGCUGGCCCACCUCAACACGCUGCGCAAGCACCGCAUGUUCACCGACGUCACCCUCUGGGCCGGCGACCGCGCCUUCCCCUGCCACCGAGCGGUGCUGGCCGCCUCCAGCCGCUACUUCGAGGCCAUGUUUAGCCACGGCCUGCGGGAGAGCCGGGACGACACGGUCAACUUCCAGGACAACCUGCACCCCGAGGUGCUGGAGCUGCUGCUGGACUUUGCCUACUCCUCGCGCAUCGCCAUCAACGAGGAGAACGCCGAGUCGCUGCUGGAGGCCGGCGACAUGCUGCAGUUCCACGACGUGCGGGACGCCGCCGCCGAGUUCCUGGAGAAGAACCUGCUGCCCUCCAACUGCCUGGGCAUGAUGCUGCUGUCGGACGCCCACCAGUGCCGCCGGCUCUACGAGUUCUCCUGGCGCAUGUGCCUGGUGCACUUCGAGACCGUGCGGCAGAGCGAGGACUUCAACAGCCUGUCCAAGGACACCCUGCUGGACCUCACGUCCAGCGACGAGCUGGAGGCGGAGGACGAGCGGGUGGUCUUUGAGGCCGUCCUGCAGUGGGUAAGGCACGACCCGGAGCGGCGGAAGGUGCACCUGCCCGAGCUACUGCGCAGCGUGCGGCUGGCCCUGCUGCCGUCCGACUGCCUCAAGGAGGCCCUCCUGGGCGACGACCUCAUCCUGGCAGGCGAGCACACCAGGCUCCUCCUGGAUGAGGCCCUGGGCUGCAAGGCCAAGAUCCUGCAGAACGACGGUGUGGUCACCAGCCCCUGCGCCCGGCCGCGCAAGGCGGGCCACACGCUCCUCAUCCUGGGGGGCCAGACCUUCAUGUGUGACAAGAUCUACCAGGUGGACCACAAGGCCAAGGAGAUCAUCCCCAAGGCAGACCUGCCCAGCCCUCGCAAGGAGUUCAGCGCCUCCGCCAUCGGCUGCAAGGUCUAUGUCACGGGUGGCCGGGGCUCGGAGAACGGCGUCUCCAAGGACGUGUGGGUGUAUGACACGGUCCACGAGGAGUGGGCCAAGGCGGCGCCCAUGCUCAUCGCCCGCUUCGGCCACGGCUCGGCCGAGCUGGAAAACUGCCUGUACGUGGUCGGCGGGCACACGUCCCUGGCCGGAGUCUUCCCGGCCUCCCCGUCCGUGUCCCUGAAGCAGGUGGAGAAGUAUGACCCUGCGGCCAACAAGUGGACGAUGGUGGCACCGCUGCGGGACGGCGUCAGCAACGCCGCCGUGGUGAGUGCCAAGCUGAAGCUCUUCGUGUUUGGAGGCACCAGCAUUCACCGGGACAUGGUGUCCAAAGUGCAGUGCUACGACCCCGCCGAGAACCGGUGGAGCAUCAAGGCCGAGUGCCCACAGCCCUGGCGCUACACGGCCGCGGCCGUCCUGGGCAGCCAGAUCUUCAUCAUGGGGGGUGACACGGAGUUCACGGCCGCCUCAGCUUACCGCUUCGACUGCGAGACCACCCAGUGGACGCGCAUCGGGGACAUGACCGCCAAGCGCAUGUCCUGCCACGCCUUGGCCUCGGGCAACAAGCUUUACGUGGUGGGGGGCUACUUUGGGACCCAGCGGUGUAAGACCUUAGACUGCUACGACCCCACGUCGGACACGUGGAACUGCAUCACCACCGUGCCCUACUCGCUCAUCCCCACAGCCUUUGUCAGCACCUGGAAGCACCUGCCCGCCUAAGGGCACCUGAAGAGCCAGCCAGGCUCAGCGAGUUCCUCACACGGCAGCCCUGACUGUGCAGUGGCCUUGACCUUGUCUGCAGAGCAGAAAGCUCAGCCUGGCCCUGGAAAGUGCUUCGAGCUGCAAGCGUCCACCAGCUCUGGGGGCAACGCUGAACUGUUGACCUGAGAAGAGGAGCCAACUCCACCCCCAUGAGCCAGCAAGGCCUCUUUGGGUGUGUGGGCUUGCUGGCAGGUGGGCUGACUCCAAGACGCCCUUGUGGAGAAGAAAACCCUUCCUCUGAAAGCCUGUGGAUUCCGCUUUGUCAGCACAUCCUGCCCUGGGGCCUGCUGGCCACGCCCAGUGCAGGGCGCCCUGGUGGACCGCGCCCCUAGCUCUUGAUUGCAGGGCUGCCCUGGUGGGUUGCCAUUUCACCCCCAUCGGGUGCCCCAGACCAUGAGAGCUUGUCUGCCCUCAGAAAGCACGAGUAGAUGGUGCCCACAGUAGGUCCACGAGCCCGGGGACAGCCACAGACCUACAGCCUUGGGCUCCCAGCCGGCACUGAUCUGGCCAUUUGCUCCAAGAUUUAAAAAGCGAGGUUGUCCUCAAGGGGAUUGCCAGCCCUUUGUUCAUUGUUUCACUUGCAGGCUUACUGGGUCCCUUCCCUUGAGCACAUCACCAGCAUCUGGGUUCCUGGGGAGCCACGUGGGUCCUGCAGGGGCCAGCCUGACACCCCCUGGUAGGGUGCUCAUCAUUUAGGAGGAAAGGCAGUGACGAGCUCUGGUGCCCAAACUUGCGCCCCUCCAGUCGCUGCCCUGUGGGGAGUGCCUGGAGCUGGGUGAGGAUCUGGCCACCCGUGGCACUGCCCCAUGUGGGGAAUUUCUGGGAGGAGAGUGGCACCUUACAACCCCUUUACUUCCAGAAUUUGUUCCCCCACCCACAUGAUUGCCCCUCCUUUGCACAGGUGCCAGGUCUGUUGACUUCCAAGGAGCCAGACUGGGGAGCGGGGGCCCUGGGCACACAAGGCAAGAGCCAAGGGCAGCUUGGCCUCCAGGAGCACCCAUGCACUGACUCCCCGUGUCUAGUCCAGCUUCCUGGUCCUCAGCUUGAACUCAGCCUCCCGGGAGUCACUUGUCCCUCGUCCUGGGAGACUGUCAGGAAGCCCCUGGCUGGCAGGAAGGGGCUGGGUGCCACAGCCCGGCUGGAAGUCCCCGGCCCCUGGAAGCACACUGACACACAGCACAGGGCACCUUGUGAUGGUGCUCUCCUGACCUUUGUAUUGGUCCGAUCAGUUCUGAUUUGAUUUUAAAAGGCAAACCCACUGUGGUGGAGUCAAUCCCAACUCACAGCGACCCUACAGGAGAGACUAGCGGGUAGCAGGGUUGCCCGUGUUCUCCUGAGGAGCGGGUGCUGGUGGCACACCACUGCCCUUCCAGGAGUCGGCCAGCACCUGACCCUGUGUGCCACAAGGACCCCCCAUGGAAUAAAGGAAGGUUAA
Molecule: messenger RNA, 3247 nt
Organism: Echinops telfairi (small Madagascar hedgehog)
Lineage: Eukaryota; Metazoa; Chordata; Mammalia; Afrosoricida; Tenrecidae
Gene: KLHL25
Product: kelch like family member 25
Exons: 2
Coding region: 1-1770 (589 amino acids)
Molecular function (GO): protein binding
Source: RefSeq, a predicted model, not a curated record